This is a messenger RNA of Penicillium samsonianum, 285 nucleotides long. RefSeq lists its product as uncharacterized. The record is from RefSeq and is a predicted model, not a curated record. The transcript has a single exon. NCBI's taxonomy places the organism in Eukaryota, Fungi, Ascomycota, Eurotiomycetes, Eurotiales, Aspergillaceae. The coding region runs from base 1 to 285 and encodes 94 amino acids.
AUGAGGGAUGCGCACUAUCGUUCUGUCGCUGGUAUGAAAGCCACCAGGUGGGGUGAUCAAGCCCGUGGCGCUGAAGCACCCAAAUCUGCACAGCUGGUGAAUGCAGGUGGAUUUAUGUUCACUGAUAAUCUUAAGAGCGACAAGAGGCUCUGUCAAGGGAUUGGCGCAGGUUAUGAAGUUGUGGAAGUGGGUAGUGGGCAAGGUAUGUAUCCCGCAAUUCGUUAUCGAUGCUUCGCCUACCGGGCGGUCAGCCUAGAUGAUCUUCAGACCGCCUUUGGCAAUUGA